Pleuronectes platessa (European plaice) is the source of this 5067-nucleotide messenger RNA. It is a transcript of the gene slc4a8, whose product is annotated as solute carrier family 4 member 8. Gene Ontology annotation, cellular component: plasma membrane. NCBI's taxonomy places the organism in Eukaryota, Metazoa, Chordata, Actinopteri, Pleuronectiformes, Pleuronectidae. The record is from RefSeq and is a predicted model, not a curated record. Gene Ontology annotation, biological process: transmembrane transport; regulation of intracellular pH; bicarbonate transport. The transcript has 25 exons. The coding region runs from base 213 to 3539 and encodes 1108 amino acids. Gene Ontology annotation, molecular function: solute:inorganic anion antiporter activity; monoatomic anion transmembrane transporter activity; sodium:bicarbonate symporter activity.
GACAGGAGGAGGGAGGGAGGGAGAGGAGCUGCAAGUGCGGCCGAGAAAUCAUGAAAACACAGGCGUCCACCCUGUCACCGUCUGUCCUCAGCUGGAAUAAGAUGUUUACCUUCAACAUGUCCACAGGAACAGAAGGAGCUGCUGUGGCCAACUCGUGACCGCUUCUUCUGAAAGAGAAACGUCCUCAGUGAAGCAAAGAGCCGGAUCACACCAUGUCCUCACCUUUACACCCCGCAGAGACUGAGCCCGUUAACCCGGAGACCACCAGCAUGCCCGUCGACGAUCCAGAGAGCAAAUUGAGCUACCAGAGGCCGGAUGAGGAGGUGGUGCUGGACCAGGGAGGUACGAGCUCUGUUCUGAACUUCCAGUACGAGAGGGAGGAAAUAGAAAGCCACAGGACUCUGUUUGUGGGGGUGCGGAUGCCCAAGCAGAGCCAUCGUCACCACAAGACCCAUGGAUCCCGCCACCGAAGGAAAGAAAGACGGGCAGGAACUAGCUCAAACCAGCAAAGCCAGGAAUCUGAUACACCCCCGUCCAGCUAUGACACACCAUCCCAGAGGGUCCAGUUCAUCCUGGGCACAGAGGAGGACCCUGAACAUGUGGCUCACGACCUGUUCACCGAGCUGGAUGAGAUCAGCGUGAGGGAUGGCAAGGAAGCCGACUGGAAUGAAACAGCUAGGUGGCUGAAGUUUGAGGAAGACGUGGAGGACGGCGGCGAGAGGUGGAGCAAGCCCCAUGUCGCGACUCUGCCCUUCCACAGCCUGUUAGAGCUCCGCAGUUGCCUCGCCAAAGGCACCGUGUUGCUUGACAUGCACGCCGACUGCAUCGAGGAGAUUGCCGACAUGGUGCUGGACCACCAGGAGGCGUCCCACGAGCUGGAUGAAAGCGUUAGAAUAAAGGUGCGCGAGGCUCUGCUGAAGAGACACCACCACCAGAGCGAUAAAAAGAAGAACAUGAUUCCUAUCGUUCGCGCCAUCACAGAGGGAACUCGCAAACAGUCAGAGCCCCAGCUGACAGCCACGUCUCCACAGCCAACUCCAGCUGCAGAACCAGCUAAGAACACAGCUGGACACGACAGCGCUCAACCGGUCCCCCUCAGUAAGGUGGACAUGCACUUCAUGAAGAAGAUCCCAGUUGGGGCAGAGGCCUCCAAUGUGUUGGUGGGAGAGCUGGAAUACCUCGAGAGGUCCAUCGUGGCCUUUGUCCGCCUCUCUCCUGCUGUGCUGCUCAACGGCCUCACUGAGGUGCCCAUACCUACCAGGUUCCUCUUCAUUCUCCUGGGCCCGGAUGGAAAGGCUCAGCAAUACCAUGAAAUUGGACGCUCAAUGGCGACCAUCAUGACAGACGAGAUCUUCCACCAAGUAGCGUUCAAGGCGAAGGACAGAGAUGAUCUGCUUGCUGGGAUAGAUGAAUUCCUGGACCAGUCGACUGUCCUGCCACCAGGAGAGUGGGACCCCACUAUCCGCAUCGAACCACCUAAGAAUGUCCCCUCUCAGGAGAAGAGAAAGAUGCCAGGAGUCCCUAACGGUAACGCCUGCCAGGUAGAUGAAGAACUACAUGCUGAGCAGCAUGGGCCAGAGCUGCAGAGAACUGGAAGGUUGUUUGGCGGUCUGAUCCUGGACAUCAAGAGAAAGGUUCCUUUCUACCUGAGCGACUAUUGGGAUGGACUGAACCUCCAGUGUGUGGCCUCUUUUCUCUUCCUCUACUGUGCCUGCAUGUCUCCUGUGAUCACCUUUGGAGGACUGUUGGGGGAGGCGACAGAGGGACGCAUUAGUGCAAUAGAAUCCUUACUUGGUGCAUCUAUGACUGGAGUGGCCUACUCAUUGUUUGCUGGUCAGCCUCUCACCAUUCUGGGCAGCACAGGUCCGGUACUGGUGUUUGAGAAAAUCCUCUACAAGUUCUGCAAGGACUACCAUCUGUCCUAUCUGUCACUGAGGACCUGCAUCGGCCUGUGGACGGCCCUGAUGUGCUUGACGUUGGUUGCCACGGAUGCUAGCUCUCUGGUGUGCUACAUCACUCGGUUCACAGAGGAGGCCUUCGCCGCCCUCAUCUGCCUCAUCUUCAUCUACGAAGCCUUGGAGAAGCUAGUCCACCUGGGAGAAGUCUACCCAUUCAACACACACAGCGAUCUGGACAAACUCACACUGGCAUACUGUAGGUGUGCCGAACCUGAUAAUCCCAGUAAUAAAACAUUAGAGCUGUGGAGUGAGAAAAACAUCACGUCGUCUGCUGUACCUUGGGCCAACCUCACUGUCACGGAGUGUAGCAAUCUGCAGGGUCACUUUGUUGGGACAGCGUGUGGCCACCAUGGCCCCUACACCCCAGAUGUUCUCUUUUGGUCCACCAUUUUGUUCUUCUCAACCUUCCUCAUGUCGGCCUUUCUCAAACAAUUCAAAACAAGUCGUUAUUUCCCCACCAAGGUGCGGUCCAUGAUCAGUGACUUUGCAGUGUUCCUCACCAUUGUCUUCAUGGUUCUGCUUGACUAUUUCAUUGGAAUACCGUCCCAGAAGUUGAACGUGCCCAGCAAAUUCCAGCCCACCAGAGAUGAUCGAGGUUGGCUGAUUAAUCCAAUAGGAAGUAACCCAUGGUGGACGGUCCUGGCUGCUUUCAUUCCUGCUCUCCUUUGCACCAUCCUCAUCUUCAUGGACCAGCAGAUCACUGCUGUCAUCAUCAACCGCAAAGAGCACAAACUAGUGAAGGGCUGUGGGUACCACCUGGACCUGACGAUUGUGGGGGUGAUGCUGGCAGUGUGCUCCAUCAUGGGCUUGCCCUGGUUUGUAGCGGCCACCGUCCUGUCCAUUUCUCACGUCAACAGCCUGAAGCUGGAGUCGGAGAGCUCGGCUCCCGGGGAGCAGCCUCGUUUCCUGGGCAUUAGAGAGCAGAGACUCACCGGCCUCCUCAUCUUCCUGCUCAUGGGCUGCUCUGUGUUCUUUACCGGAGCCCUGCAGUUCAUUCCUAUGCCAGUGUUGUACGGGGUUUUCCUCUACAUGGGAGUCUCUUCAUUAAAAGGGAUCCAGCUCUUUGACCGCCUGAAGCUGUUCGGCAUGCCGGCGAAGCACCAGCCAGACUUCAUCUACCUGCGCCACGUCCCCCUGAGGAAGGUUCACCUGUUCACAAUCACCCAGCUCACCUGUCUGGCGCUGCUCUGGUUCAUCAAGACUUCGCCCGCUGCUAUCGUCUUCCCCAUGAUGGUGCUGGCGCUGGUUUUUAUUCGCAAACUGCUGGACUUGUGCUUCUCUAAGCGAGAGCUGAGUUACCUGGAUGAUUUAAUGCCCGAAUGGAAGAAAAAGAAUCUUGACGAUGCCUCCAAAAAGAUAGACGAGGAAUCACAGGUGAUGCUCACUGCAAACCCGGAAGAUGCAGCUGCAGUUCAGAUUCCGAUGGAGAGCACAAAGUCUGACCAGACCAUAAAAGCACAUGACCCCAGGUGUGACCCCUCUGAAAUUAAUAUAUCCGACGAAAUGUCUAAAACCACCGUGUGGAAAUCCCUCAACUCCAAUCCAAGGGACUCUCGUCCUGUGGCUGCUAAGAAGGAUUGAAGGGAUCACGUUCAUAGAUGAUUAAAGGAUGUCCAGAGUCCCGACAGGCUUGACUGUGUCGUUUGACUGUAGUUCUGGACAUCAGGAUGCUGCUGCGAUUUGGCUGCAUUGACCGUCGGCCCCUUCAGUGCUAAGAGAAGCAGGUCUCAAUGAUUCGUACCAGCCGCCUGCAACACAGACAACAAACACUCAAAGAAACGGGUGCAUUACACUUGCGUCCAGACAGACAUUCACAUUCUUUUAGCCUUUUGAGGACUGAUUAUAUACCAAGCUAAAACAGAUCCAGUCUAACAAAACACAAAUCCAAUUCAAUAGCCCUGAUCAUACCUUGAGGAAGUUUCUAAUGUUCAGUUUUUAUUCAAAUAUAUCUGGAGGAUGUAGUUUGUGAUGCUGUUGAGCUGCAAUGAGAGAUGUGUUCCUGAUAUUUUGUCUACCCUAUUUAUGUGAUGGGAACAGACCAAAUACUGAGUUAGUUUUAUUUAGGUGUUGCUAAUAAACUGGCGGGUGAAGCAUAUAAUUAUGAUUAUGAUGAUAUGAGUAUUUUCACUUUUGGUCCUCGCAAAGAUAUAAGAGCCUGCAGGCACUCACCCACACACACACACACACACACACACACACACACACACACACACACACACACACACACACACACACAAACAUACACACACAUGCACACACCUCAACCUCUACCCAGGUUCCUCCUCUCGACUGUACAUUUAGCUGAGCCUCAUUACAGAGUGCCAAUGCUCCUUCAAAUACAAACCAAGUUCUUUUUAAUAAUGUAGUAGGUCUACCAGUGACCAUUUCUUAAAUCUACUAGCCUAUUUAUUUCAUGUGACAUGAGUUUGUUCUUCAUUUUUUUUAAAUAAUGAUACGGUCAGAUAUUUAGUCGAUUUUAAGAAUACAUAGCAGGUUCAGUAGACAAAUCCUCAUUUUGGGGCGUAAAACUCUGUUGUCAGUAUUGUGUGAUGGUGUAAACUGAAAUCUGUAAAUGUUAGAAGAACCACUUCAGUUGAAGCAGUGGCAUCAAUAAUAAUGAUGUGUUUUUUUUUAAGGUUCAUUUAUGGAUCUUGAUUGUGUAGGAUGGAGGUUGUCAAGCCAAAUGUUUGUGAUGUUUUAGUAAAGUGGCUUAUUUCUUUACCUCAGACAAGGUCAUGAAUGCUAAUGCAAGGCACUGUUGAUGACGCCAACGUGUGUGUGUGUGUGUGGGUGUGGGUGUGGGUGUGUCGGUGUGUGUGUGUGUGUUUGUGUGUGUUUGUGUGUGUGUGCCUUUAAGUGUGGGAUGGUAGAGCAUUUUCUUUCAAGCAAUAAUUUCCCCCACAGAAAACCUAUAUAUUGAACUUACAACAUGUCCUUCUUUUUAUUAUCCGGGUCCUUUUCUACAAUUGCAACCUUGUUUAUCCAUCCCUGGGUGGAAUAAUGGCUGUUCAGGAAAAUGUGAUAUUUGUAACCAAAAAAUGAUCACUUUACUUAUGUUUGCUGAAAAUUACACACUACUGAAAAGUGAUAUUUUGACAUUAUCCCUUAU